AUGGCAGACGUCGGGGAGACAAGAUGUACCGUAAAAGAUGAGCCAGAAAUUAUUAUAAUUGGUGCUGGAAUUUCUGGUCUAGCCGCCGCAGACUAUUUAUCAAGAAAUGGUUUCUAUAAUUUUAAAAUCUUGGAAUCAUCAAGUCGAACAGGAGGUAGAAUUUGGAGUAUCAAUGUUGAAGGCUUGAAUGGGACCUGUAAGGCAGAAUUAGGAGCAAACUACAUACAUGGUAUAGAAAGGAACCCCAUAUUUCAACUUGCAGAAGAAAACAAUUUACUCGCCCUAUUAAAUAAAAAUAAAACGCUGAGUAAGCGAGUUGUGUUUGUGACUGAGGCAGGGGAACAAGUCCCCAGUAAAACAGUAAAAGAAGUAGACUGGUGCUAUGGCUUGCUAAUGCAACAAUGCGAGGCUUUCUUUCAGUGUGGUAUGCAGACACCUAUCGAGAAUGACAGUGUUGGUGGCUUUCUCGAUCGUGAGAUGGAACGACGAUUAGCCAAACAUGAUGGUGACGAUCAGUACAUACGUAGACUAAUAUUCAAACAGAGAUUGGCUGUUGAGGCUAUGAUUUCAGGUGCGGACAACAUGUAUGAGGUGUCCCUUGGAGAGUUGGGGAGCUAUGAGGAACUCCCUGGAGUACAUUAUGCAAUACCUCCAGGGUUUGAGGAAGUUUUAGAGGUUUUAAAGCGCUCCAUACCAAAAGAAAAUUUUUAUCUAAAUCAUGCAGUGAAAAACAUAGACUGGCAAAACGGAGUGCAGGGUAGCGAUGGAACACAUAAAAGUGUCUGUGUAGAAUGUCGGAAUGGAAAAAAAUUUUAUGCUGAUCAUGUAAUAUGCACUGUUCCUCUUGGCUAUUUGAAAAGUAAUUCACGAGAAUUAUUUCACCCAGUGUUGCCAGAGGAGAAAAUAGAGGCAAUACAAAGGUUAGAGUUUGGGACGGUUGACAAAAUCAUUUUAGAAUUUUCGGAAGCAAUUCCUUUGGAAAGUGAUAUGAGAAAGUUGGCUCUAUUAUGGGACAACAGCAGUAUUGAUGGACAAGAUCUGAGUUCAACAUGGUACAAACACAUAUUCUCAUUUGACGCUAUACAUGAAAACGUGCUACUUGGUUGGAUCAGUGGAAAGGCUGCCCAAUAUAUGGAAAGCCUGACAGAUGAUGAAGUGAUUGAUGCCUGCAUGAAAGUUCUAGAACAGUUCCUCAAGAAAGACCACAUUCCCAGACCAAGGAAGAUCGUCAGAACUAAAUGGCACAGCAAUGAACACACCAAGGGUUCCUACACAUUCAUCCCUGUGGGCGGCAAGGUACAGGACAUUGAGACACUAGCAGAGCCACUCACACCUCCAAAUGCAGAUAAGCCAGCCGUGCUGUUUGCCGGAGAAGCCUGCCACCCGUCGUUCUACUCUAGUACCCAUGGUGCAUUGCUGACGGGACAGCAGGAGGCGGAACGUCUGGUUAAACUCUAUACAGAGCAUCACUCUGAUCCUGAGCCUGACGAUGACUCCGAUGAUGGCGGCCUAGCCUUCUAGCAUAUAUCAGAAUCUUUAGAAACCUGUGUAUAUGAAAACCUGUCCAUCAAUAUACAGGGUGUCCAUAAAGUCUCUUUACAAUU
Molecule: messenger RNA, 1604 nt
Organism: Owenia fusiformis
Lineage: Eukaryota; Metazoa; Annelida; Polychaeta; Sabellida; Oweniidae
Source: the annotation of a GenBank genome assembly